This is a messenger RNA of Lepus europaeus (European hare), 921 nucleotides long. It is a transcript of the gene PRRT1, whose product is annotated as proline rich transmembrane protein 1. The record is from RefSeq and is a predicted model, not a curated record. Gene Ontology annotation, cellular component: membrane. Bases 1 to 921 code for a protein of 306 amino acids. Lineage: Eukaryota; Metazoa; Chordata; Mammalia; Lagomorpha; Leporidae. The transcript is spliced from 4 exons.
AUGUCAUCGGAGAAGUCAGGCCUUCCGGACUCAGUCCCUCACACUUCGCCGCCGCCAUACAAUGCCCCCCAACCCCCAGCCGAGCCCCCCGCCCCGCCCCCACAGGCAGCCCCCUCCUCGCACCAUCACCACCACCACCACUACCACCAGUCCGGCACGGCCACCCUGCCGCGCUUAGGGGCAGGCGGCCUGGCCGCCUCUGCGGCCGCCGCCCAGCGCGGUCCCUCGUCCUCUGCCACGCUGCCCCGGCCCCCCCACCACGCCCCGCCCGGCCCAGCCGCCGGGGCGCCUCCACCCGGCAGCGCCACCUUGCCCCGCAUGCCACCCGACCCUUACCUGCAGGAGACUCGCUUCGAGGGCCCACUUCCCCCGCCGCCACCCGCCGCUGCCGCCCCGCCCCCGCCGCCGCCAGCCCAGACCGCCCAGGCCCCCGGCUUCGUGGUGCCCACGCACGCGGGGGCGGUGGGCACGUUGCCGCUGGGGGGCUACGUCGCGCCGGGCUACCCUCUGCAGCUGCAGCCCUGCACUGCUUACGUGCCGGUCUACCCGGUGGGUACGCCCUAUGCAGGCGGGACCCCGGGGGGAACUGGAGUGACCUCUACGCUACCCCCGCCUCCCCAGGGCCCAGGCCUGGCCCUCCUGGAGCCGAGGCGUCCGCCACACGACUACAUGCCCAUCGCGGUGCUGACCACCAUCUGCUGCUUCUGGCCCACGGGCAUCAUCGCUAUUUUCAAGGCAGUGCAGGUGCGCACGGCCCUGGCCCGCGGAGACAUGGUGUCGGCCGAGAUCGCUUCGCGCGAGGCCCGGAAUUUCUCCUUCAUCUCCCUGGCGGUAGGCAUUGCGGCCAUGGUGCUCUGUACCAUCCUCACCGUAGUCAUCAUCAUCGCCGCGCAGCACCACGAGAACUACUGGGAUCCCUAG